Messenger RNA from Mobula hypostoma (lesser devil ray), 3295 nucleotides. RefSeq names its product transmembrane protein 106B-like. The transcript is spliced from 8 exons. Bases 234 to 1025 code for a protein of 263 amino acids. Lineage: Eukaryota; Metazoa; Chordata; Chondrichthyes; Myliobatiformes; Myliobatidae. The record is from RefSeq and is a predicted model, not a curated record.
CGGUGCCUGUGCGCUUGCGCGGCGUGCAAAAAAAAUGGUAAACACGGGGUUCGGUCAGUCCAUCUUGUUAUUUUUUUUGUAAAUAACGAACAUAGCGCGACGUUAGACGUGACUCCGCUAGAAAAGCGUCAGAACACAGUUUCGGUUAUCGGUAAAUCCGGAGUGAGGUGGUGGAUGUUCUGUGUCCCAUGUUCGAGUUCCCAUAUUUAAUCUUUCCUCCAGGUGAUUGAAGCAUGGGGAAAAACCUGUCACGUCUAUCCCUGCGCAAACCUAUCAGUGAAAGUGGUGAAUCCAGCAAAUUGGAGAUCUCAUCCAAUCACAGUGAGGACUCUAGAAAUGGGGAUAUUUCCCAGUUUCCAUAUGUGGAAUUCACUGGUCGAGACAGUGUUACCUGUCCAACAUGUCAAGGAACAGGAAGAAUUCCAAGAGGUCAAGAAAACCAGCUUGUGGCAUUAAUUCCUUACAGUGAUCAAAGGCUAAGACCCAGGCGAACGAAGUUGUAUGUAACCUCAUCAGUGAUACUCUGCUUGCUGCUUUCUGGCCAAGCUGUUUUUUUCCUGUUUCCACGAUCUAUUGAUGUGAGUUAUGUCGGUGUAAAGUCCAUUUACGUCAGCUAUGACCAAGGCAAUCGGGUAGUAUAUCUCAACAUCACAAGCACACUAAAUAUCACUAAUAACAACCUCUACUCAGUCAGUGUGGCAAACAUUAGUGCUCAAGUACAGUUUUCCAACACUGUUAUUGGGAAAACGCGGAUAAGCAACAUUACCAAAAUUGGACCUCUGGAUAUGAAGCAGAUUGACUACUCUGUUCAUACUCUAAUAGGAGAUCAAAUGAGCUACAUGUAUGGCUACUGCACGCUGACAUCAAUCAAAGUACAUAAUAUUGUGAUUUUGAUGCAAGCCACUGUUACAACAUCCUAUUUUGGACACACAGAGCAAGUUUCACUUGAAAGGUAUCAAUACGUGGAUUGUGGGAAGAACACCACUUACUACAAAAGAUCAGAAAAUCUCAAUGUUGUACAGUAAGAACUAUGCCUCAAAUACAGGCCUUGGAAUAUUAAUACAAAUAUUGGGUUUGCAAGAUGUUCACAUUUGUGUGAAAUGAAGAUAAUUAUAAUUGAAAGUGACUAAAGUUAACUACAACUGGGGUCACAUUGUCCCAGUACAUGCGAGCAGGUUAAAGGGAACUGGUUAUCUCUACUUGGUCAGUUAUGUUAAGACCUUUUUUGCUUUUCUGGAAUCAUUUUUGAAUUAAUUUCUAUCAUCCAAGCACUAAGACUUUAAUAGUAAAGAUGAUGACUUCAGUGUGAGUGUUCUACUUUUAAUUCUAAUUGAAAUUAUCUUUUAAAUGUACUGUGGAGAUGGAUACUACUUGCUGUUGACAAUGUGAUUUACCUUAUAGUAAUUAACUAAACACCUUGUAUGGAUCACAAAUUUUCUAAUUAGUCAUUUCAAAUUGUGUUGUUUAUUCCAAUCCUCACCUAAUAUUUAACACUAAACAAAUAGUUGUAAAAGUUUUUAUUAGGCAGCAUCAUACACCAACUGAUAUUUUAUUUGAGCCUCAACAUUCACUUUAUUUACUACACAAUGCAUAGUUCUGUUUAAAAUACAAAGAAUUCAAAGAGCUCCAAAUGACUUCUGUAUUUUUUGAAACAUGCCCUUUUGCGAUUUAGUUUUUGAUGUAGCGAAGGCAUACUCUUAGCUUGCAUCUGAUCAAGCAUUUGAAUACAAAUAUCACUUCCUGUUUUUUGAACAGUGACCAAUUUCCAAUUAUUUAUCAGCAACCAUGCACUUUAGUUACUGUCAAAUCAUAAUAAAUACAAAAGUUUAGCAGUUACGUGUGGUACUUCCGAUAAGCGAAUAAACUAUUGAUGCGGAGACGUAAAAUCAACCAUCUUAAUGACAUUAUAAAUUUGGUUUGCUUUAGAGAUGCAGUUCGGGGAUAAAAAAUGAUGUUUUGAGGCAAAGAUAAUUUUUGAGAAGUGGAUAAACUGACCAUCAAGGGAUUAAAUGUUUAUUUCAGUCUCAAUUCUGAUUUCAGUAUACCUUGGUUAUUUAACUCAAACUACUGAAUUGCUGCCAUGUAACCACUAAUUUAUUGCUGAAUUUUAUUCUGCUAAAACUGAAAAUGCUCAUGGUGUAUUGCUUGAUUGCAGUGUUAAGAGUAACUCCAAUCUUUUUUGAUAAUUUUCUGGUGAAUUUUGCAAAAAGAAGAUUGUUUGUAAUCUUUGUUUUGAAGAAAUCCAUUGGACUUCAUUAUUGUUACCACCUUUCUGGAGUAGAUAAAUCUCAACUUGUAAUGUGGAAAAUGUUUAACUGUUAAUUGAAAUCUUAAAUUGCAGUAGUUUAAUAUUCAGUGGGUUUGUAAUUGAAUGACUUGCACAUCUGAUGCACUUUCUGCUCUGACACAUUGAUUCCUUAGAGUUUUCUUAUUGUGCUUUUCAAUGUUACAUUCAGGUAGACUAAAUUUUUCCAGUGUCGCUGUCUGAAAAGCAUUCUAUUUGACAUUAUUUUGAUAUAAAAUCAGAAUUUUGCAAUCAUGACACAUUUAAGAUCUCUGAAUUUAGAAAACUAUAUUUUGCAUCCAUUGUUCCAAAUAAAAUGUUUUUAAAAGACUGAUUCACAGCCUGAAUUGCUAUUAAAUUUUAAGGCGUGUAAUGUGUACGUUUAAUAUUGGCUUUUGCAUUUUAUUACACCUAAUUAUAUCAGUCUUUAGUAUAGAUUUAAUGUUUGUUUUUAACUAAACCUAAUGGGACUUUACUAUUCUUAGCAUUUCUAUACAGUCUUUGGGCUUUUAUCUGCUCUUCUAAUGUUAAUAUGUAGACAUAUACAAAUUUCAAUGUGUAUUAUCACAAUGAAAACAAUUUAAAGCAUUUGUUCCAAUGAAAACAGUUUUGAAGUAUUACAGUUGCAAGCUAUAUUGAGGCCUGUAUUUCAUUGUAAAGUUCCCCUACUUGCUUUCCAUCUCCCCUCUUCUUCCCAACCAGAGCACAAAAAUGAAUUUUACCACUCAUAACAGUAAUGUAUGUAUGUUCAGACAUGACACUUGUGUAUUAAUUAAAUUAUAAUUGUACACCUUUGUCUAAUACUCAAGCUUAUAAUAGUAAAGUGAAACAGUUUACAGACAUUAAAAUAGGUUUCUGGAUGCACACUGUUAAUUUGUUUAAGCUAUUUUAACAUUUGAGUUUCUGCUAAUAUUAAAAUUUUAAAGUAUUUAUCUUGAAAUUUUGUUCAGUUGCUAGUUAACAUACCGUCUGUUAUACAAUAUCAUAGUAAUGACUGUACAUUUUAAUUCU